ACAUCCCUCCACUAGCACCGCCGCCGCCGCCUAAACUAUUGGGUUCCAUUAAAACCACCCCCUAGUUUUCUCGAUUUACCGUUACUAAAUCUAGAAAUAAACACAAACCCAGAAACAGAAAUUCCUGACUAGCUAUAGAAUGUUAGCAGAAGACUGUCCCUAACACUCAAAAUUUGAAGAAUGUUCUUAGAGAGAGAGACAGAGAGAAGAACAGUGGGCUUAUUGGAUAGAGUGAAAGAGACCAUGGAUGAGAGAGUAUAUAGAUAGAAGGGGGCAGCCGGUUUGGGAAGAGUGGAUUGUGGAAUUGGGUUGACAGAAAACCGCCCAUGGUUUUGGGAGGUAAGCGAGGUGGUAGAGGAAAAAGAUGAAAACUGGAAACUGGAAACCCACAGUAUUUUUAGAAGAAACCUGUGGAGAGAAGAAGGGGGGAAAUGUUUUGUUGUUGGUUUGGGAAAUGGCCUCGCCGUUAGACACAUUGCUAUUCCACGUACGUAUCUCGAAAACCACAAUCUUUUUAUUUUUUCUUUUUUUUUGCUCUACUCUUCCUUAGUUAUUGAAAAAAAUGACUACAUCGUGUUUCAUCAUUUUAAAUAAUUAUUCUUCUUUUUUACUUUUUGGAUAAUGUGAACUCCAAAUUUUGACUCCUGAUAAUUUAGUUAAAAAGAUGUUCCAGAGAAAGAUGGAUAUUUGAUCCAUAUCGGGAAAUUAUAACAGAUUCAAAAUGUGCGGAAGUACGAGAAAAGAUCUCUGAUUCCUUCGGCUUUACAUCAAAAGUUGAUGACCCACAAAGGAGACGAGAUCGACGAUCCAUAGCGCCGCAGUGGGGCUUCACUGUUCUUCAAUGGCCGAAACCAAAAGAACCCAAUUUCAAUUCAUCCCAAAGCUGUAAUUCCGACGACCCACCACUCGCCUUCUUCCACGUCCUUUUCCAUCUUCUCUGUUUUGAAUAUGUUACGGUCCAUUUUGAAUUCGAAUCAAGCUGCGCUAGCCCUCCAAACACCUCUCAAAUUUCUUCGAUUUGGUGCAUUUUCUUAUCCUAAUCCGAUGCGUCGUUUCAUUUCUCUUCGUUACUUUUCUUGUAGCUCGCCACUCUCUUUUUGUUUUGCCCCCAUUUGCCUUUCCUCCAUCCACGUUCCUGUCCGAAAAGCCCAAAACUUCUCUUUGGAAAUUGUAUUUAUUUGUGGGGUAUCAUGGAAAUCCGUGUCCGGAUUUCGAAUUCCUAAAACCGUUGGACGAGGGACGCGGUUUUGUGAUAAACUAAUCUUGAAUGCUUUUCUGCCGGCGAUUAAGCGAUGACCUGAAGAAAUUGCGGGAAAUUUUGAGGUAUUGAUUUGGGACUCUACCGUCGGCGCCGAUGGGAGCCUUGCUCUCUUACUUGGCUGAAGUUGCCAAUGGCUCCACCAACGAUCCUGGCCUCGGAGACAUACCCGAGAGUUGCGUCGCCUGUGUUUUUCUUUACCUGACUCCGCCACAGAUUUGCAACCUUGCGCGGCUUAACAGAGCGUUUCGCGGCGCCGCCUCGUCGGAUUCCGUUUGGCAAUCAAAAUUGCCUUCAAAUUAUCAAGAUCUUCUCGAUUUGCUGCCCCCCCAACGGUAUCAAAAUCUGUCAAGAAAGGACAUAUACGCACUGCUAUCUCGGCCGGUGCCAUUCGAUGAUGGAAAUAAGGAGGUGUGGCUGGACAGAAUCACGGGAAAGAUUUGCAUGUCAAUAUCAGCGAAGGCCAUGUCUAUAACUGGAAUUGAUGAUAGAAGAUACUGGAAUUGGAUUUCGACUGAAGAGUCUCGGUUCAAUGUUGUGGCAUAUCUGCAGCAAAUUUGGUGGUUUGAAGUAGAUGGGAUGGUGAAAUUCCCUUUUCCUGCUGAUAUCUAUACACUGACCUUCAGGCUUCACCUUGGAAGGUUCUACAAGCGGCUCGGCCGACGUGGAUGCAGCUUCGAGCAUACUCACGGUUGGGAUGUAAAGCCUGUACGGUUCGAAAUGUCUACUUCUGAUGGACAGCAAGCGACACAUGAAUUCUGUUUAGACGAGAACAGAUUUAUUGAAAGUGAACACCACAAGCGUGGGUGUUGGAUAGAAUACAAGGUAGGUGAAUUCUUUGUCAAUGAGUCGGGAUCGACCACGGAAAUUAGAUUUUCCAUGAAACAGAUUGACUGCACGCAUUCUAAAGGUGGGGUUUGUGUAGAUUCUGUAUUUAUCGUUCCCAGUAACUUGAAAGAGCGUAAAACACGAGGAAUUCCAAAAGGUAGUCAACCAAAGAUGUUUAUGCAAUCCUCCAUAGUUUAACUCAAAGGAUUAUAACAUGGAAAUUUACAGGUUGAUACCAUUUCUAGGCUUUUGGCAUUUCGUUUGUCGUCUUGGUUUUCCUCGAUGGGUAUGCGCUCUGUCGAUUUUGGUUAUGUACAUUCUAUUGUGAACAGCUUUGUUAACUUUAUCCCAUCUUAUUUUGAAUUUCUUUUAGGAUAUCUGGUGUACGUUUUCAAGGGCAGAUUCACUAGAGUAUUGUAAUGGAUUACAGGACAAACAACCCACACAACCAGAUUGGUUUUGACGAGAGGCUUAAAAGCAAAAGAAGAAACAGGUUCUUCUCUUUGACAUCCUCAAAAGUAGUAUUAAUGAUGGACUUGUCUGGGUAUGAUGUGGGGGAAGAAGUAUAGUUAUGUUUUGAUUUCGAUUUCGUUUUCGUUGAACGAAUUAUGCAGUUAUUGCUAUGCCCCCAAUGAAUAAGGUCAAUUCGUUUAAAGUUUGGUUCAUUUACGAUUGUGUUGGCUCAAAUCCAGUCCCGUUUUGUCAAACUCAAAAAGUUGAUCUUCGAGCAUAGU
This is a messenger RNA of Cucurbita maxima (winter squash), 2820 nucleotides long. RefSeq names its product F-box protein PP2-A15-like. The coding region runs from base 1355 to 2284 and encodes 309 amino acids. Gene Ontology annotation, molecular function: protein binding. Lineage: Eukaryota; Viridiplantae; Streptophyta; Magnoliopsida; Cucurbitales; Cucurbitaceae. The record is from RefSeq and is a predicted model, not a curated record. The transcript is spliced from 3 exons.